Molecule: messenger RNA, 954 nt
Organism: Geodia barretti
Lineage: Eukaryota; Metazoa; Porifera; Demospongiae; Tetractinellida; Geodiidae
Source: the annotation of a GenBank genome assembly
AUGCCCACAGGACGGAUUAAGUACUACAAUUUCGAUAAAGGUUUCGGAUUUAUCGCGCAAGAUAGCAGUGACGCCGAUGUCUUCUUACACAGUUCUGCUAUUAAGCAGCCCGAAUACGAAGAACUCCGUGUCGGACAGCGCGUAAAGUACAGUAUUAUUGAAGGUGAGAAGGGACUCGUUGCCCAAAACGUUGAAGUAUUGUUGACACCGACGGAACGCCGAUGGUUGCGGCAAGGAAAGGCAAUUAUUCCGAGAGGUUACGCCGGCUUCCCGGGUCAGGGCCAAUUUAUCAGUGAUGAGGCAGUGGCUCCCUCUAAUUAUGAUGCCAACGCAUCAAAACCGAUUCGGAAUCGCCGUAACCAUGAUACAUCUGUAGCACCUUUAGGACCGACAGCAAAACCACCACGCACUCAACGCCCGUCGGCGACGAAUUUUAACAAUUCAGCAGCACCGGCACAAGAGAUGCAAGACUCAUCUUCAAAGCAACUUAGUUUUGGCGAUCUUUAUAUCCUUAAGCAGAUUAAUUUUGAAACAUCCAUGUUUUUUGCGUUGUAUAAUCAUGUACAACUGCCUGCUACCGUCCUUGAAAUGACGCUCUCCAGUUUGACACUCAAUAGUAAUCGGAGCGAGCAGCAGAUCGCUAAAACGGAUGUUAAAUACUGUUAUAAAGAUGUCGAUGCAGAGAGGGUUCAGGCAUCCGUUGAUAUCGAUGAUACUGUGAAGGCGCAGCAGCUGACACAACUAACCCCUGAUGUGCAAGCACCUGAGAUUGAUACCGAAGCCAUUCAGCACGCCCGAAAAAAUGGAACCUCUAUUGAGGUUACCCUUCGCGAGGGAGAGUUCUUUCGUGGCAUUAUAGACUGGAUCAGUCCUUAUGAGAUUAAGCUCGUUUUAGAGAACGGUGCGAAGGUUGUUAUCUUCCGGCAUGCUAUGUACAGUUUUGCCAUAGGUUAG